GCGGCACGCGCCCCCUUCGAAACCGACGCGGCUUCUAUAUGGAACGUGCAGGACGCGUCACUGUUCCGAGCCGGAUUGCAGGGGCUCUCGUCCUCGGUGCGGCCGCCUUUUUCCUACCCGUUGCUCGCCCCGAACACAUCGUUUCAGAGCCGAAUUUCAAGGAGCUAAUCACCAACGUCACAGCACCGGUUGGACGAGAAGCAAUCCUUGCCUGCAUCGUCAAAGAUCUUGGCGUUUACAAGGUGGCCUGGUUAAGGGUCGACACUCAGACCAUACUGACGAUCGCUGGUCACGUGAUAACGAAGAAUCAUCGGAUCGACGUUAAGCACAGCGAUCAUCUGAUCUGGUAUCUUCACAUUCGAGAAGUCCGGGAGACCGACAGAGGCUGGUACAUGUGCCAGAUAAACACCGACCCGAUGAAAAGCCAAAGAGGUUACCUCGACGUGGUUGUUCCACCGGACAUCCUGGACUAUCCAACCAGCACUGAUAUGGUCGUUCGAGAGGGAAGCAACGUUACCCUUAGGUGCGCUGUUACUGGGUCACCAACGCCUACUAUAACGUGGAGACGCGAGGACAGCCGUCCCAUUCCUUUAGGAAAUGGUGUCACCAGCAUCGAGGGUCCAUUCUUCAACAUCACGAAGGUGAACCGACUCCACAUGGGAUCUUAUCUCUGCAUCGCGUCCAACGGAGUUCCACCCUCGGUCAGCAAGAGGAUAACGCUAAUCGUUCACUUUCCGCCCAUGAUUUGGGUUCAGAAUCAACUCGUCGGGGCGAGGGAAGGCCAGCAGAUGACACUCGGCUGCCAUUCCGAGGCCUACCCCAAAUCCAUCAACUACUGGACUCGCGACGAGGGCCAAAUCGUCCCUCAGGGGGGUAAAUACGAACCCUCGAUAUUCGAGGACGCCUACACGGUUCACAUGAAUUUGACGAUCAGAUCGGUGGGUCCGUCGGAUUUCGGAGCUUACAAAUGCGUUUCGAAAAAUUCACUCGGCGAUACUGACGGGAGCAUCAAACUUUACGAAAUUCCUUCGAGUUCCGGUUCCCGUUCAACUUACGGCAACGGGACGAAGUACAAAGGAAAAAUGGGUAAAAAUUAUGGCAACAAUUACGUAGACGGGGAUCCGAAUGUUCUGAAAAAAAUAGACCUGAAGCUGCGAGGUCGUAAGGAAAAUGGAAGGGAUGACGACGAGGAUUAUGACGAGACUUCGGGGGCGGAUUCUCGCGGUCGAAUGUCAGCGACUUCGACGCUGUUUUCGUCGCUGAUUUUUGCCAUUUUGAGCCAACGCAGAUUAUUUGGAGAUUUGCAAACGCUGUUGCUUCCUGCCUGAGAAACAUUAGGAAUAUAGAGAAAAGUAAUAAAGGUUUUUAGUUGACUUCGUUUUUACUUUCACCUCGUUCAACCGACACAGAAACGUCGCAAUAUAUAUUCUCAAAAUAUGUAUCUAUUGUAAUCGCACGGAUCGAAACGCGAGUAGAACAAGUAUUUUCGAUAUAAUCAGUUGAAUAUAUGACGCGUAGGUAAAUCACACGAAACAUACGCAAGAACACGUUGUAGGUAUUUGAAAAUAGAACAUUUCCAUGCUGGAGAUACGCUUGUAUAAUGUAAUAAUUAUGUAAAUAAUAAUAAUAAUGAUAAUAAUAAUAAUAACAGCAACAACAAUAACAUUAUCGUAUACCAUUGUAUAAUAUAUAAAGACAGCAAAAAUUUUCACUAUAGCGCCGUUAUUCGAUGAUUCCUUUGGACUAUACAUAAUAUAUAUAUAUAUAUAUAUAUAUAUAUAUAUGCGCUCAUCAAAAUUAGCAACGUUCCAUUUGUCACGUUAUCGUCGUUUGAAACUUUAUUGGCAUUGAUACGUUUUAAAAAAAGACGACAAGCGCUUCUACUUUAUUUAUCGCGUUUAUACAAAAUAUCCGAUCAGAACAUUUUUCACCUCGGUUUUUAGACUGAUUUAUUAUUAUACGAUCUUUCUUAUAUUCAUUUAAUCGGUCAUUCAUAUUGUACAUAUACAUGUGUGUAGAUUUAUUAAAUUUACACAUAUUUUUAACCGUUUUACACACUGAAAAAGAACGAAUGAAAAAUGUCGUCGCGUUAAAUUUUUCAACUCGCAUUUCAUGCCUAUAAUUUUUCUCAGUGACGAAAGAAUGAAGUUCAAAACACGCAUUUUUUUUUUUUUUUUGUCCUGCCUAUCAGAGUAUAAUAAGCAGUAGGAAGUUGAAGUAGAGAGGUUUAAAGGUGAGAGAAAAAAGUAAUCGUCUUGCGCCUAGAAAAUAUCGCAUAAAUUUAAUGAUAAUAAAAGAGGGAGAGAAUAGUUGAAUAGAAAGAAAAAUGAAAGAGAAAAUAGGUAUGGAGAAAAACAAAAAUAUCGCGAGAUGGUUUUACCAACCGACACUCUGUAUUACUGGGGAUAAUUAUAAAUAUAGCCACAAAUUGACCAGCAUUGUCCAUCAUAUAAAUGAAAUCAUGCAGAAGAGAAAAUAAAAAAAAAAAUAGAAAAAUGAAAAAAAAAAGAAGAAAAAAAAAGAAUAUAGUUAAUUACUCGAGUAAAUAAAUAAGAUAAAAUUAGGCGCCAUAAUAGAAGUGCGAAUGGUAAAGCGUGAUGCGAGAAAUAUACGUUGAUGAUAUUAUAUAAUAAUAAUAAUAAUAUAUACCGUUAACUGCCGUGUGAUUUUUACCUUGAGAAAGUGCAGAGCUUGUCUAAUUAUAUUUAUUAUACAUUACCUAAUAUAGCAUAAUAUCUUACCUGUAAUAAUUAGUUAAGUGUAUUAAAUAUGUAAGGCAACGAUUAUAACUAACAAGUUGUAUUGUACCGUAAUUAUUUCGUUCACGGUUUCACAAAAUGCGUGAUAACGAAAAGCUGAAAGGCAAGAAAAGAAUUGGCAAGAAGAAGUCUUUUUCUUUUAGAAGAAUAACAGGAAUUAAACAAUACCGAAUGAUCGUGGAAAUUGAGUUUGAAACAAGGAAAAAAGUGAAAUCUAAGAUUGAUUUGAUAUGAAAGAAAAAAAAAAAAAAAAAAAACAAUAUUUUGUCUUUGAUCAAUUAUCGAAGUGAAACGCGACAAGACCACAAAAGGAGAGAAAAAUAUUUUCAAAGUUGUUGAAAAUUUGACAAAUAUAUAAUAUAACAAUGACGAGUAAAAAUAAUGAAAACAUCAUUGAUAUACCAAUUUCACCAGACUAAAAUGUCGAGUAUUUUAUACGCUGGAUUAUUGUUGUGAGAUUUUGAAGAAGUGAAGAAAAAAAAAAAAAAUUAAGAAAACAGAGAAACAAAGAAAUCAUACAACACAUAAUAUAUAUUAACAAUAACACGGCG
Neodiprion fabricii is the source of this 3310-nucleotide messenger RNA. Its product is annotated as limbic system-associated membrane protein-like. Gene Ontology annotation, cellular component: neuron projection. Lineage: Eukaryota; Metazoa; Arthropoda; Insecta; Hymenoptera; Diprionidae. The record is from RefSeq and is a predicted model, not a curated record. Bases 39 to 1328 code for a protein of 429 amino acids. The transcript is spliced from 10 exons.